Messenger RNA from Frieseomelitta varia, 1545 nucleotides. RefSeq names its product inactive dipeptidyl peptidase 10-like. Gene Ontology annotation, molecular function: dipeptidyl-peptidase activity. NCBI's taxonomy places the organism in Eukaryota, Metazoa, Arthropoda, Insecta, Hymenoptera, Apidae. Bases 868 to 1545 code for a protein of 225 amino acids. Gene Ontology annotation, biological process: proteolysis. The record is from RefSeq and is a predicted model, not a curated record. The transcript is spliced from 8 exons.
CUCCGCGUUCCGUGGCUGUGCGUUAUUAGUACGCCGCCGGCCGUCGAACGUGUAUGAUCUUUUCACUCGUCGUUUCACCAGUCGAACCGUGUUAUUUUUGUUUACGCGACCGGUUUUUUCUAUGAAACUCGACUUGAAAUCAAGCGAGCGACGCGUACUGCUCUUGCUCGCGCGUGUAUAUCGUACGUGAUAUUGGCGACGAGCGGCUCGCGGAAUUCUCGAUCUCGUUCGCAGUUCGAUAGCUAUCGAUACGAUUCGAUAGAUUCGUUAAACCGUCAGUCGAGCACACGCAGAACGUGCGGAUUUUCGGAGCUUGAUAGUUCGCGUCGGGAUGUGCUUGAACUAGUUUGAGGAAGUCGGUCGCGUUCGUCGAUUACCUCGCGAAUUAUAGCUUGUCAAUUCGACGUCGUGAAAGCUAACAGCGGAGUCAUGUGACGGAGAAAGUGCGUCGUUAUUUGGGACAUGUUUUUCGGUGAUUCGGCACACAGUGAGUUCUACGCAUCGGGAAUGGUACGCGUCAUAUAGAAACGAUAGAGACAUUUCUUGGAAGAGAAAUCGUGUCGCGACUCGCCUCGACCGUACGUGUGUGUAUACAAAUUUAUCGAGGAGCGACGAAGUUUGCCAAGCGAGAGUGACCUUUCACGAUGUUUAAAAGUUGCAUCGGUAACGCGUAGUAGACGUACAGAUUACGAAACAAAAGUACCAUUCCCGAGGAAGUUGCCGGCACGUGCGACCCGAUAAUAGUCGAGGGGCGAACAGUGAAGGAAGCAGGAAAGUGAAAAAACGAAAGUGCGAAACUGCAAUGUGCAAGAAAAAAGGUGAGCGUGCUGCUGUCAGUAAGAAGAACGCAAGAGAAACACGGCAACGAUGACGGAAGGCGGGCCGAACAUAAGCGACCUGAUGACGAAGAACAAGCAGCGGAAUUGGCGGCGGUUGCUGGCCGGCUGCUUGGUCGGCGUGGUCGUCCUUGGUUUGGUCAUCGCGGCGGCGAUUCUUCUGACCGGAAGCCCGGAUUUCACCGGCACGGGGACGCCAGCCGCACCUGGUAUUUCUCUCGAAGAAUGGCUGGCGGGCUCGUUAUCUCCGAAGAGCUUCAACGGCACGUGGAUCAGCGGAAACGAGAUACUGUAUCGCGAUGAAACUGGAAAUCUCCUGAUCUAUAAUGUCACAUCGAGGAAGCCGAGGAGAAUCCUAGAGUCGAGUAAUAACGCGCUGAUGUCGAGUUUCGACCAUCAACUCUCAGCCGACCGGAAAUACCUGCUGCUGGCCAUCGACUACCAGAAGCUCUAUCGGCACACGUACCUGGCCCACUACAGGAUCGUAAACCUGCAGAACCGGUCAGAGAGCUCGUUGACCGCGAACGACUCAAUUUCCUUGCAACUAGCUACCUGGGCGCCACGUGGCAACGCUCUGGUGUACGUGUACCAGAACAACAUCUAUUAUAGACCGGAAGCGGAAGUGGCGGUCGACUAUCAAAUCACAGACACUGGGGUCUUCGGGACCAUUUAUAAUGGAGUGCCGGACUGGGUGUACGAGGUAUUAUGA